AUGGCUCUCGACAUUGCCAGGGACAAGAUGCAACCAACACACCCGCUCCGACUGGGUUUAGAUAUAUCUUUUGCCGAAUUUUUAUACUCGUACAGCGGCCUGGAAGAAGCUGUAAAUUUUGUGCCGGAGGUAAAUUUAAAUGCAUUUUUUUAAACUUUCUCUUUUUAGGCUUCAGAUGCAAUAAAUGACGUCUCUGAUGAAGAAAGUGUGUUUCUAUCCCAUCAACUCAGAUUGCGAUGGAAUUUGUGGGAUCGUAAGAAUAUAGGCCAUUCAGUUGAUCUCACGGCCAUCAGAACCCACGACUCGUUCUGGGAGAUGUUGGUGGAAUGUUUGAUGGCGAGCGAAGUAAGUAUUUAAGUUAUUGGAAUGGCUUUUACAUUAUUUUACUUCGAUUUUUUUAAUUGUUUUAGGUAUAUCUCUAAAAAUAACAAGUGUUUUUUGAGGAAGCCUUCUGUGUUUCAUUGGCCAAUUUAACUUUAUUUCAAAAACUUUUUUUUUCAGGGUUUUAACACCGACGAGCCAAUUCUUCGCGACGAACCGUCUAGAUUCACAUUGUUCCCCUUGAAGUACCAUGACAUCUUUGCCUACUACAAGAAGGCCGUGAACUGCUUCUGGGUGCCUGAAAAAGUCAAAUUGGACGACGAUCUGGAUGACUGGGCAAAAAUGAGCGACGACGAGAGGUUCUUCAUUUCUCGUGUGUUGGCUUUUUUCGCUGCUUCAGAUGGAAUUGUCAACGAGAAUUUGAUUGAAAGGUUCAACGCUGAAGUAAAGCUUCCUGAAGCCAGAUGCUUUUAUGGAUUUCAAAUCAUGAUGGAGAAUAUUCACUCUGAGAUGUAUUCGUUACUGAUUGAUACAUACAUUAGCGACGUUGUUGAAAAGUGGGUCUUGGUUUUAUAUUAUUUUUGAUGGUUUAGGUUAACAAAAUGGACGGUUUUGGCUGUUUUCUUGACCGAGUACAUACCUUAAACGUUAAUUUCAGGAACAAGAUGUUUAACGCAAUCCAGGAGUUUGAGUUCAUCAAGAAGAAGGCUGACUGGGCUUUGAGAUGGAUUGCCGAUGAGAAAUCUUCAUUUGGCACGAGAUUGGUGGCUUUCGCUGCAGUUGAAGGUAUUUUCUUCUCUGGCAGUUUUGCAGCGAUCUUCUGGCUGAAAUCUCGUGGACUUAUGCCUGGAUUAGCGCAGAGUAACGAGCUGAUUUCAAGAGAUGAGGUACGUUGUCUUAUUUUUGUUUUAUUUUAGGCAUGAAACGCGAUUUUUUUUUCAUUUUUAUGCAAAAAUCAGUUUUGUUUAAUAGUUUAUGAUUUUUUCCUUCAGGGUCUUCACCGUGACUUUGCUUGUGUUCUAUUCAAACACUUGAACAAUCCGCCAAACAAGAAACAAGUCUACGAUAUUAUCAAAGAAGCCGUAGUGAUCGAAAAGGAGUUCCUGGUAGACGCUUUGCCAUGCAAAAUGAUCGGAAUGAAUGCUGAUAGAAUGUGUGAGUACAUUGAGUAUGUAGCCGAUCAUCUGCUGGAAGAACUGGACUUGGCCCCAAUCUACAAGUCCCAGAAUCCGUUCUCCUUCAUGUCUAACAUCUCACUGGAAGGAAAGAUCAACUUUUUCGAACGCAGAGUUACCGAGUACAAGAAGGUCGACAACUCAGCCAAGGAUGAAGCUAUGCACGACUUUACCAUUGAUGCUGACGUCUAA
Molecule: messenger RNA, 1688 nt
Organism: Bursaphelenchus okinawaensis
Lineage: Eukaryota; Metazoa; Nematoda; Chromadorea; Rhabditida; Aphelenchoididae
Source: the annotation of a GenBank genome assembly